Molecule: messenger RNA, 1315 nt
Organism: Harmonia axyridis
Lineage: Eukaryota; Metazoa; Arthropoda; Insecta; Coleoptera; Coccinellidae
Gene: bves
Product: popeye domain-containing protein 3
Exons: 7
Coding region: 123-1298 (391 amino acids)
Cellular component (GO): sarcolemma
Molecular function (GO): cAMP binding
Source: RefSeq, a predicted model, not a curated record
ACUGCACGUUUCUGUCCCGACUCAUCUAUCGAUUUGUUAUUUUUGAUGCAGACAAAACAAGAAUGAAGUCAAACAGUGGUAGCUGGAGGUAAAGUUGAUAAAACACAAACUUUAUUAUUGCAAUGACUGCAGGGUCUGACGUUGGGGGUCUACUGCAUGAUGACAGGCCUAAUCUCUUACACGUCAGCCCCGGAGACAACCUCUCUUGGCCUAACGAGGAUAAGAAUUUAACAUACAUACCACCAGGCACUUGGUGGCCUUGGUGUGACUACUGGGAGAAUCCUCAGCAUAUUCUAUUUCAAUUGGCCAAUAUUUGUUUUGUGCUAGGAUACUCAUCCACUUGUUCAAAGAAAGGAGUUUUGUUUAUGCACUGCUGGCUGAUAUUGGGUCUCAUGCUAUUUUCCGCAUGGGCAUGGAACAUCAUAUGUGCUCCAGAUGUAUUCACUUGGAAUUUUGCAUUCAUGCUUAUGAACGUUGCACAAGUUUUCCAUAUCCUCUACCAAAUCAGACCUGUUAAGUUUGAUCCUGAACUAGAGGAAGUUUACCAUGCCCUAUUCGAACCAUUUAAGCUAACUAGGUUGCAGUUCAAAAGAAUGGUUAGCAUAGAUUUCGCACAGAUAAUGUCUUUGCAUGCUGGAGAAGCGUAUGCUGUUCAAAAUCUGACCAGAACAGAUAGACUAGGUUUACUUUUAUCUGGGAAGUGCAACGUCCUCUCUGAUAACCAGUUUCUUCAUCCUAUUCUUCCAUGUGAAUUCCUAGAUUCUCCAGAAUUUGAGUCGAGUAGAAAUACAGUUGAUGACAAAUUCAAAGUAUCCAUAGUGGCAGCAAGUACUUGUCGGUAUUUAUAUUGGCAAAGAUCUGCCCUUGAAUAUUUAUUCGUGAAGGACACUUACAUAGCAACAGUCCUUACAACCCUAAUUGCCAGAGAUAUUACGACUAAACUUUAUGCCAUGAAUAAUAAAAUAGUAACCGCUAAAGGAUCCCAUCUUGAUAUCCGUUUGCCUAGCAUAACUUCUUCCCUGACUUCAAGUGGGGAAUACAGAUCACCGAUUAGAAUGAAAAACGCUAAUGGAGGAGUUUGUUCCAUGUCUCCUGGUCCGAUAUUCAACAAGAACAAACCAAACGAAAGAUACGGAGUAAAAAAAGACAAUAGUUGCUCAACACAAAACGACCAAGCUGAAAUGGAGCCUCUCACUGAACUACCCUCCAAUGAUGAAGAUGUGGCAUCCAAUGAUUUGGAAAGCUGGUUGGAGACGAGUUCGAAAUAUCACAGCUGUGAAUUGGUUGAUGGAGAUUAAAAGAUAUUUAUAUUUGA